Molecule: messenger RNA, 2171 nt
Organism: Ricinus communis (castor bean)
Lineage: Eukaryota; Viridiplantae; Streptophyta; Magnoliopsida; Malpighiales; Euphorbiaceae
Product: heavy metal-associated isoprenylated plant protein 37
Exons: 3
Coding region: 659-1861 (400 amino acids)
Molecular function (GO): metal ion binding
Source: RefSeq, a predicted model, not a curated record
AAAGAAAGAGAGUAUUAAUACCAGUAAUUGUAGAGCAUAGAUACAUGUGACAAAGCGGGCAGGGAUAGAAGUCGGCCUGUCAAGUCGCUGUUCUUCUUUUUCUUUUUUUAUAAAUUGUUUCUCUUACUCACUAUUUAACGUUAAAUCACAUCAUUUCAGAUUUGCAGACCAGCAACAACAAAAACCAAAACAAGAAAGAAAAAAACCAAACCCAUCUCAUCAGCAACCCCUUAUUUUUCUCUUUCUGACAUUUUCAUUAUCUCUUUGCUUUUGCUUUGCAUUCCUCUUCUUUCUUUCUUUUGUCUUGACAUUGGUUCUUGUUUUUGUGCUUAUUUAUUUGUUUUUGUUUCUUGAAAAGUUUGAAGCUAAAAACAUCCAUGUGCUUUUGUUUUGGUUAUUUUUGAGAACUGAAAGAGAAGAAGAAAGGAACCAAGAAAAAGAAAGCAACAUCCAAUAUUCUAUAGUUGGUUUGUUAAUUAGGAAAACUCACAUGCUAUUCUCCCCCUUUUCAACUUACUACUAUUACUUCAACAACUACCACUAGCUUAUUAUUAUUAGGUAAUUUUGUCUUAACUUUUUCAUUUUCUUUUGCCUUCUUUUCUUGCUGAGAGAGAGACUGUGUGUGUCUGUGUUUUUCAUUCCAAAGUGCAGUGAAGAAAUGACUAAAGAAGAAGACUUUAAACUCCUCAAGAUCCAGACUUGUGUUCUCAAAGUGAACAUACAUUGCGAUGGGUGUAAGCAGAAAGUCAAGAAACUACUUCAGAGAAUUGAGGGGGUUUACCAAGUAAGCAUAGAUGCAGAGCAACAGAAGGUAACCAUAUCAGGAAGUGUAGAUUCUGCUACUUUGAUUAAAAAACUAGUCAGAGCUGGUAAACAUGCUGAGGUUUGGUCACAGAAGUCUAACCAAAACCAAAACCAAAAGAACGACUGCAUCAAAGAUGACAAGAACAACAAAGGUCAAAAGCAAGGCAUAAUCAAAGGCCUAGAAGCCUUCAAGAAUCAGCAGAAGUUUCCUGCAUUCAGCUCUGAAGAUGAUGAUGACUUCUUUGAUGAUGACGAUGAUGAGGAGGAUGAAGAAGAUGAGCUCAGGUUUCUUAGGCCAAGGCAAUUGGGUUUAUUCAGGCAGCAAGUUGAUGGGAACAAUGCAAAGAAAAAUGCUGCAGCAACGGCAGCAGCAGGUCCCAACCAUGGGGGUAAUAAGAUGAACAACAAUGUUGGAAAUGGAAAUGGUCAAAAGAAAGGGAACCCGAAUCAGAACAUGGGAAUGAAGGUUAAUCCAGGUGGUGUAAUUGAUCAAAAAGCCAUGGCAGCUUUGAAAAUGAACAAUGCCUCAUUACGAGGUGGAAACAUCAAUCCUGGGGAAGCUGGUAGAAGGGGAAAUGACAUUGCUGCUAUGAUGAAUCUAGCUGGUUUCCAUGGAAAUAGUGCUAAUGUUGCCAAUUCUGCUGCUGGUGGUGGUUUAGGAGGCAAUCCCAAUGGUUUAGGAGGGUUUCAACAAGUUCAAUCAAAUACUGGGUAUCAAGGAUCUUCUGCAGCAGGAUUUCCCACUGUUGGAUUCACAACAGGUCAAUAUCCAUCAACAAUGCUUAUGAACAUGAAUGGGUAUAACCAUCCAGCAGCAAACAUGAUGAUGAACAUGCAAAAUAGGCAUGCCAUGCCACAGCAACAACAGCAUCAACAACCUCAGAUGAUGUAUCACAGAUCACCUUUUAUUCCACCUAACACUGGCUAUUACUAUAACUAUAGCCCUGCCCCUUACCCCUCCUACACUGAACAACCCACCAAUCACAAUGGUGACAACUCUACUGCAACUACCCAUAUGUUCAGUGAUGAAAACACAGGCAGCUGUUCAAUCAUGUAAAAUACUAAGAGAGUAGGACUAUGGUGGUUUUGACUAAAAGAAAAUGAAAUCUUUAGCGGAGUCAGUAGCUUUGUCAGUAUCCUCUGGUGAAUGUCUUCAGGAGGUUGGGUUGGGAUGGGAUGUUUUAGUAAAAUCUUAUCAGUGUAUUGUGUAGUUGUCAGGAUUAAGUUUUUAUUUCUUUUCUUCUUUCUUCUUCUUCUUCCUUUUUUCUUUUUCAGAAGUCCGACUCUGUUUCCAUAUUUGUCUUUGCUUUUAGUGGUUGCCAAGCCACACUUCUACUAGUAAAUAAUUGAGAAAGAAAAUAAUUUCA